Messenger RNA from Anolis sagrei ordinatus, 2767 nucleotides. It is a transcript of the gene XPNPEP2, whose product is annotated as X-prolyl aminopeptidase 2. NCBI's taxonomy places the organism in Eukaryota, Metazoa, Chordata, Lepidosauria, Squamata, Anolidae. Gene Ontology annotation, molecular function: metalloaminopeptidase activity. The record is from RefSeq and is a predicted model, not a curated record.
UGUUUUAUCUGGUGCAUAGUCUGCUCUCUGGAGUCGAGAGAGCAAUAAUAUCUGGGAAAGUACUAGGCUUUCUCAUACUGUUCCCAUAAUUUUGACACACUUCAAGCAUCGUUGGAGGCAAACUCACUACCUGGUUUCAGAAACGUCAUCUUGGAAAGGUGUCCAAAGCCAUGGUCUGCAUCCCAGGUCUCUUGUUGGUCUGGAUUUCCCUUCUUGUUCCUCUUCAUGGUUAUCCCCAGCCAAAAAUGUCCGGCUCAUCGGAAGAUACCAGAAACUGUACAGCAACUCCUCCGUAUUUGCCCCCAACAGCGAUCGAGACAAGCGAGCGGCUGCGCGUCCUGCGGCAUCACAUGCAGAGCCACAACCUCUCGGCCUACAUCAUCCCUGCCACUGAUGCUCACAUGAGCGAAUAUAUUGCAGAACGCGACAAGAGGCUCGCAUGGAUGACAGGCUUCACGGGGUCCUCAGGGACCGGGGUGGUCACUUUGCAGAAGGCGGCCCUCUUCACAGACAGCCGUUACUGGAUCCAAGCUGAGCGCCAGAUGGACUGCAACUGGGAAUUGCAGAAAUCAGUUUGGAUUUCCUCAAUUGGGCAGUGGAUGUUGAAGGAAGUUCCUGCUGGGGGGAAAAUUGGACUGGACCCUUACCUCUUUUCCAUUGAUGAUUGGGACAGCUACCUCCAAGCCCUGGAGGGCUCAGAUCGGACCCUCGUUGCCAUAGAUGACAAUCUAGUGGACCCUGUCUGGGGGUCACAGAGGCCCCCUCCACCCACCAACAUCAUCUACCAGCUCCCAGACGACUUCAUUGGGAGUACCUGGCAGGAGAAGGUGUCUCAUAUCCGGACACAGAUGGAGAAUCACAAUAGGAAGCCCACUGCGGUCCUGCUCUCCGGUCUUGAGGAAACGGCUUGGCUCUUCAAUCUCCGAGGAGAUGACAUCCCUUACACACCCGUCUUCUACGCUUACACGCUUCUCACCAAGACGAAUAUCAGCCUGUUUGUGAAUCGGAGUCGGCUAAGUGGGGAUGCAUCCCAGGCAUUGGUUGCUGGGUGCCCAGGGCUUCUCUGUGUGACGGUAGAAGACUAUGAGGCUAUGAGUGAGAGCCUGAGGAAGUAUGUUCAGCAGGACGGCGUUCACGUCUGGAUCAGGACCGAGUACACCACUUUGGCUCUCUACAGAGAAAUCCCUCCGGAAAAGCGCCUUGAAGAGAAUUAUUCUCCUGUCAUGAUCGCCAAGGCAAGCAAGAACUCCAAGGAGCAGGAACUGAUGCGGGCUGCCCACGUUCGAGAUGCUGUUGCAGUAAUCCGGUACUUGGUCUGGCUGGAGAAGACCGUUCCCUCUGGCUCCGUGGACGAAAUCUCUGGCGCAAAUUUUGUGGACCAGUUACGAAGGGAAGAACUCUUCUGCCAAGGGCCGAGUUUUGAAACUAUCUCCGCCAGUGGUUUGAAUGCAGCUUUGGCUCAUUACAGCCCAUCCAACACAACCAGCCGAAAGCUGACUGUGGAUGAAAUGUACUUGUUGGACUCUGGAGGCCAAUAUUUAGAUGGAACCACAGACAUAACCCGAACUGUCCAGUGGGGGGAGCCCACAGCUUUGCAGAAGGAAGCUUAUACACGGGUGCUAAUGGGAAACAUUGACCUGUCAAGGCUCGUCUUCCCACCCAAGACAUCAGGCAGAAUGGUGGAGGUCCUGGCACGCCGGCCCCUCUGGGAAGUUGGACUCAAUUACGGUCACGGCACUGGUCACGGCAUCGGCAAUUUCCUAUCUGUUCACGAAUGGCCGGUGGGCUUCCAGUCCAGCAACGUGGCUUUAGACAAGGGAAUGUUCACCUCCAUAGAGCCUGGUUAUUAUCUGGACGGUGAAUUUGGGAUCCGGCUUGAGGAUGUUGCACUCGUGGUAGAAGCGCAGACCAAGUAUCCGGUGCACGGGGAGCCUUACCUGACAUUUGAGGUGGUGUCAUUGGUGCCCUAUGCGCGGAAUCUCAUUGACAUCAACCUCCUGUCUCAAGAGCAGAUUCAGUACAUCAACAGUUAUUACGAGUCCAUCCGCAAGCAUAUUGGCCCCGAACUCCAGAGGCGUCACCUGGAUGAGGAAUACCAAUGGCUGCAGCGAAACACACAGCCGCUUUCCCGCUCCUCCCUGCUGGCAGCCUCCCUGGGCACCUUGGCUAUGGGCACCGUAACCGCCACCCUUUUGCCUGGGGUGUAGGACUAUGCAGGGACCACUUUGAUAUUUCCACCCCUACACUGACCGAUAUAUUUUUCUUUCUGGUGCAUUUCAAGACAUCUCCAGCCUCUGUGCAUCGUUUGCAACCAACCUAUUCCCCAAUGGGUUUGAGAUCCAACCAUACCCAUAUCUCCAGAUCCAGCUCAAAACAUUUUGCUGCUCAAAGAGUGCCUUUCACUUCCCAAAUUCUAGCUGCCUGGUGUCUGAGGACGAUCCAGAGGUAUUUGAAGGACUGAGGAGCAGUAAGAUACAAGAGAAACAGGAGCCCAUGCACAUAAUGGGUCAAUAAGCCAGGAUUCUUGACUUGAAAUGAAGUAAAACCUCAGCCAGCUAUUUCCACUUCUUAUGUAUCACUGUUCUGUCGUGUGCUGGACCUGUAAGUAUUGUGUUUUGAAUAGGACGAGCACUUUGUGCCCAACGGGAAGCCAGGGCGCCUCGAAAGAGAGGCCCUCAAGGAUUUUCCUGUACAAUAGUCUUUAAAAGGCUUGAAAGGUUUAACAAAGUCCUUUAUUAUUGAACAAAUUAAACAAAUACUUCCCAGA